Molecule: messenger RNA, 312 nt
Organism: Penicillium egyptiacum
Lineage: Eukaryota; Fungi; Ascomycota; Eurotiomycetes; Eurotiales; Aspergillaceae
Source: the annotation of a GenBank genome assembly
AUGACAGGUGACGUUCUCAAUAUACUAGGUCAAACUCCAGGCCUCUACAGACUGUACACACAGAUAUUUUCCAUCUACCGUGUACCGGAUUCAUCUUCUCAUGACGGCAUCAUCGACACCUUAACAAACGGACUUGGCCAAUUGGCAAAAAGUUCCCCAUGGCUUACUGGCCAGGUUGUCAACGAGGGUGCAGGGGAUGGUAAUACGGGCGUCUUCAAAAUAACUCCCCUCGAGAAAAUCCAGCUCGUGGUGAAAGAUCUACGACAUGAGCCCUCCGCACCGACAAUGGACGGGCUUCGCCAGGCCAAGUAG